Messenger RNA from Sphaeramia orbicularis (orbiculate cardinalfish), 2632 nucleotides. RefSeq lists its product as uncharacterized. The record is from RefSeq and is a predicted model, not a curated record. The transcript has 3 exons. Gene Ontology annotation, biological process: SCF-dependent proteasomal ubiquitin-dependent protein catabolic process; protein polyubiquitination. Gene Ontology annotation, cellular component: SCF ubiquitin ligase complex. Bases 326 to 1474 code for a protein of 382 amino acids. Gene Ontology annotation, molecular function: protein binding. Lineage: Eukaryota; Metazoa; Chordata; Actinopteri; Kurtiformes; Apogonidae.
ACAGAAACAACAACAAAGCUCAGCUGUUCAGCUGCUAGCUAGCCGGCCUAAUUAAUGAGUGUUGUCUUUUACCAUUUUUACUGUUAUUUACUGAUAUUAAAAAGGGAAACUGAUAUUAAACAACUACACAUCCAGUGCUGAUAGAGCCACAAGAAAGCGUAAAAAUUAGUUGGAUUUUAAACCCUUUGUCUCUUCCUGGUGCUAGCUGUUAGCAUAUUAGCUUUAUAACUAAUGACGGAAGGGAACCUGUUCACCUAAAAGACUAAACAGAUUUAUGGCAAAGCCAGACCACAAAACCACCCGGUGGAGAUUCUGACCUCCACCAAUGACUACAAAUAUUUGCCAGACCACGAUCAUGACGCCACGAAAAAGACCCCUGGUCCCCGUGAGCAGCCGUCGGAAAGCGGCAGACGACUACUUCCCGUUCAACUUCCUGCCGGUGGAGUGCCAGCUGCACGUCCUGUCCUUCCUGAAUGAGGUGGACAAGUGCAGCUGCGCCCUGGUCUGUGUGAGCUGGAGCUGCCUGGUCCGCUCGUGGAAGCUGUGGCGAGUGGCCGACUAUUCUCGCCGCGGCGUCUUUCACCUGGGUCAGGAAGGGCUGCUGGUUUCAAACCGGGAAUUCGAACGCUGGAAGUCCUGGGUCCACCAUUACACCCACCACCUCAUUUCCCGGCGGGCCAGCCUGCUGACGCUGAAGGCCAGCUUCGACCUGGGGGACCGCUGCAACAAGUGGAGCGAGCUGCUCAGUCACCUGCUGGACCACGUCCACUGCAGGGACCUGAGCCACCUGGACCUCAACUGGACCUUUACCCUUUUGGAGCCACUGGACCUGAGGGUCCACUCCAGCUCCAGCUCCCAUCAGGACAGCAUUACCAAGAUGGACCAGGUGACCAGUUUUCAGGAGCUUCUGUCCAAACUCACCCACACCUGUCCACGCAUCUCCAAAAUGCGCCUCCACUUCGACUGGUCGGACGUGUCGGUGUCGCUGCUCACCCAGUUUCGGCAGCUGCGAGUGCUGGAGCUCAAGUACUUCUGGGUGUUUAAGGGCGUGACCCCGUCCACGCUGCAGACCCUCACCCAGUCGCUGCCUCAGCUCAAGUCUCUGACGCUGCACAUCCUGGUUCCGCUGCGGAACCUGGGCAUCUCCUACACCCUGGAGUCCCUGUCUCUGGAGUUCCUGGACGUGUCUCCGAGCCGCGGCCUGGUCUUCUCCCGCCUUAAACUGCCUCUGCUGCGCGAGCUCCGGGCCAAGAAGAUCGUCCGCGGCAUCACGCUGGACCGCCGGACCCGCCUGCGGAUCCAGAGCCGCUGGCCGUGCCUGUACCACGUCCUCCGGGAGGGGACGCCCAAGCUGCAGGCCCUCAACAAUGAGAGGCUCCUCCCCACCUGGAGGGAGGAGAGCUACGGGGAACUGUCGGCCAUCUUGGAACAGUCCUGUUACUGCGUCCAACACCUGGACAGCUGGCUGUGGUAGAGGACGCAGGCCACGCCCACGCCACGUCAAUCAACCCCGUAGUUUUACAGAGGGACACGACAGAGGUUUGACGGGAACCAGAGGACGUCAGCCACAGACAGGGACGCCCAGCUCAUGUUUGGAACGGCCGGUCUGGUGUUAGAACCACAAACAGCUGAUCCACCUGGGUCUGAUGAUCCACCUGGGUCUGAUGAUCCACCUGGGUCUGCAACAGAAGAAGAACCACUGGAGGAACCAGGCUGAAGCAGGAGCACCAGGGCCAGACCAGAUCUGAUCAGCCCACAUACCAGGUCUAGACCCCAGACCAGAUCUGAUCAGCCCACAUACCAGGGCCAGACCAGAUCUGAUCAGCCCACAUACCAGGUCUAGACCCCAGACCAGGUCUGAUCAGCCCACAUACCAGGUCCAGACCCCAGACUGGGAUCAGGCUGGACUUUAAACGCUUGUUUCACAGUUUAUGGUAGAAAAUGUAAAGUUACAUUCCAGUCCUGGUCCUGUUCCUGGUCCUGAUCCCGGUCCCAGUCCUGGUCCUGGUCCUGGGUUUGUGGACUGUGUGCUAGUUUUCCAGCAGAAACAACAUGAUGCACAGAACCACAGACCAGAGUAAAUGAAUGUGGAUCAGCUGUUCAUGACAAAGACUGUGUGAGUUUAUGAACUGAUUCCAACAGUAAUAAAUGAAGUGAACCCUGUCAGAUCACCACUAGACCUGAUCCAGGAUCAGACCUGAUCCAGGAUCAGAUGGGUGCAUCCCUCAGGAACAUGUCACCAUAUGGAUCUAAAAGAAUAAAACCUGUCAGAAGAGUCCAGAAGGUCCCAGACAGACAGUGGUUUGGUUCGGCACAUGAACAGCGGCUGUACUUCAGCUCAAACUCCACUUAUUCAACUCAGACUUUUUGCUUCACAAACAUCGACAUUUUUUUCUCCGAGUUCUGAUGAUUAUGAUUCAUCCUCCAUGACAACAGGUGGUGCUAUUAGUCCAUGUAAUGUUCACGCAGCUUGAAACGUGUCCUGUUAUGAAAUGAACACCUUUAAGUUCAAACUCCCAUCAGUGCCAUGUAACCGUACGUUCUCAUUAGGGCUGUGUAUCACAAGAACCUGGAGAUACCAUACAAAUCACAACACUGGGAUCACCAUACGAUAUAUCAUGAUACUGUUAAA